Molecule: messenger RNA, 2336 nt
Organism: Coturnix japonica (Japanese quail)
Lineage: Eukaryota; Metazoa; Chordata; Aves; Galliformes; Phasianidae
Gene: TGFB3
Product: transforming growth factor beta 3
Biological process (GO): regulation of cell population proliferation; transforming growth factor beta receptor signaling pathway
Cellular component (GO): extracellular region
Molecular function (GO): cytokine activity; transforming growth factor beta receptor binding; growth factor activity
Source: RefSeq, a predicted model, not a curated record
CGCCGCCGAAGCGCCGCCCGGGGCCCCGCGCCCGCCGCUCGCCGCCGCCCGGGGGGCUCUCCCCGGGGGCUCCGCCGCCGCCCCCUCGCACAUGAAGAUGUGCGCGCAAAGGGCUCUGGUGCUGCUCUCGCUGCUGAGCUUCGCCACCGUGAGCCUCGCGCUGUCCUCCUGCACCACCUUGGACCUCGAGCACAUCAAGAAGAAGCGGGUGGAGGCCAUCCGGGGGCAGAUCCUGAGCAAACUGCGGCUCACCAGCCCCCCGGAGAGCGUGGGGCCGGCACACGUGCCCUACCAGAUCCUCGCGCUCUACAACAGCACCCGCGAGCUGCUGGAGGAGAUGGAGGAGGAGAAGGAGGAGAGCUGCUCUCAGGAGAACACCGAGUCCGAGUACUAUGCCAAAGAGAUCCAUAAAUUUGACAUGAUCCAGGGCCUCCCCGAGCACAAUGAGUUGGGCAUUUGCCCAAAAGGUGUCACCUCCAAUGUGUUCCGCUUUAACGUGUCCUCAGCAGAGAAGAACAGCACCAACCUGUUUCGAGCAGAGUUCCGGGUGCUGCGUGUGCCCAACCCGAGCUCCAAGCGCAGUGAGCAGCGCAUUGAGCUCUUCCAGAUCCUGCGGCCGGAUGAGCACAUAGCAAAGCAGCGCUACCUCAGUGGCAGGAAUGUGCAGACGAGGGGCUCCGCUGAGUGGCUGUCCUUUGAUGUCACCGAGACCGUGCGUGAGUGGCUUCUGCACAGAGAGUCCAACCUUGGCCUGGAAAUCAGCAUACACUGCCCUUGCCAUACUUUUCAGCCCAAUGGGGACAUCUUGGAGAAUUUACAUGAGGUCUUGGAGAUCAAAUUCAAAGGCAUUGACAGUGAGGAUGACUAUGGCCGUGGGGACUUGGGGCGCCUGAAGAAGCAGAAAGACUUGCAUAAUCCCCACCUCAUCUUGAUGAUGUUACCCCCACAUCGCCUGGAGAGCCCAACACUGGGAGGCCAGAGAAAGAAGCGGGCCCUGGAUACCAACUACUGCUUCCGGAACCUGGAGGAGAACUGCUGUGUGCGUCCUCUUUACAUCGACUUCCGACAGGACCUGGGCUGGAAAUGGGUCCAUGAGCCUAAAGGCUACUUUGCCAACUUCUGUUCGGGUCCAUGUCCGUACCUCCGCAGUGCAGACACCACUCACAGCACGGUGCUGGGCUUGUACAACACCCUGAACCCUGAGGCAUCUGCUUCACCCUGCUGCGUCCCACAGGACCUGGAGCCACUGACCAUCUUGUACUAUGUUGGGAGGACACCCAAAGUGGAGCAGCUCUCCAAUAUGGUGGUGAAAUCCUGCAAGUGCAGCUGAAAGGCACCCUGGGCUGCCCAAAGCCUAGAGAGAAACUGUCAGCACCCAUUCUGCUCCAAGGCUAGCACAAAAGGAACUGGGGGUCAGAGACUAUGCAUGCACAGGGCCGAGUGCUAAACCCUGUGGCUUUGGGUCUGGCAGCCCUUGGGAAUCUCUUCUGGAACAUUUCUCGGUCUUGUUGCUGGUGUUGCGUUCCCUCUGGGAGCUGCUCUGGCAACAUAAAGGCCACACUCCAAAAUGACUGGACAGUUGAUGCAGAAGAGAAGGACAGUGAAGGAACUGCUGUGUAUUUGAAUUUUGGGGUAGUCGAACUGGGAAGGCAAAGGAUUAGAAAGAGCAGUUAAAAGGAGGGAUUGGAAAUGGGGCAGUGUUCCCCUUCUUGCUGUAGCUCCCUUGGGACCUCUGCCCUCCCCACUGGCCUGAAGAACUAUGAAGGCUUUCCCUCCUGCAGGAGAAAAUCCUAGAAGUUUCUUUAGAGAAAGAAAAUGCACCAAGAAGAGAAGCUGCUCAGAGAAGAGAUGCUCAGAGAGACACACAGACUUACGUUCCUCAGAACUGUGAUCCAGGAGGCCUGUAUCUAUAGUUGUGUUUCUGACAGACCUGAAACUUCAGUUGGCAGAUCCUGGCUAUUGGUUUCCAAAUGCAAACUGCAGGGCUCCCAUUCAGCCUGCUGAGGGUGGGCAAAGGCAAGCAAAGAGGGUGCUGAGUCCUUUUUUAGGAGGACUGAUGUUUCUAUUCAGCUCUUUUCCCUUUCUGGAGUUGCUGAAAGAUGGUUUGUGGGUCAGGGCAGGAGCGCUAUCUGGGGGUACCUGGAUUUUGGAGCCAUUCACUCAUGAAUUGAUAACACCCUGAGGACCUUUGUCUGUUGUGGUUUGUGAUCUCAAUGUGGCCCCAGCCUCACCUGCCAAGACUUUAAAAAAAAUAAUAUUAAUCUCAAAAACAUUGUAAAAAAAUAAAUAUUUUGGGGGGAAGAUGGUCUUUUUUUUUUCUCCUCUCCCCACAAUGA